Molecule: messenger RNA, 2315 nt
Organism: Blepharisma stoltei
Lineage: Eukaryota; Ciliophora; Heterotrichea; Heterotrichida; Blepharismidae
Source: the annotation of a GenBank genome assembly
AUGAAAUCUUUAUUUUGGAACAAGCUCAGCACUCUUGGUACUUGCUACCCUACAAGCCGAGAAGGCCACUCUUGAAUAAACUCCCAAUCCCUUCGCAAAUGAAUUUUGUUUGGAGGAAUCGGCACUUCUCGAAGCAACGAAAUUUUCUUAUAUGACUCUGUAACUUCUUUAUGAGAAUCUCCAGCUGUCCAAGGUAAACCUCCACAAGAGCGCAACUACCACGUAUCAUGAUUUGACGACUCCUGCAAAUCUUUAUUUAUUUUUGGCGGCCAAAGUGACAAGCGCGACCCUCUUUACGAUUUUUAUGCUUUGAAUUUCGAAUUAAACGCAUGGAUAAGGCUUUAUCCUUCAGAUCAGCCGACAGGUCGUAUUUAUAGUUCAGGCUGCAUUCUGGGUGAUCGUUUUUAUUUAUUUGGAGGAGCUUCAGCACCUGAAGAUUCUUUAAACAAUGAUUUAUGGUCGUUUCCUUUUAAAGAAAUCAAUUGGACUGAAGCAAGAAGUGAAGGCCACUGUCCAAGCUGAAAUAAGCAUCAGACCAUAAAUACACCAAAUAGUAGAAAAGGACACUCUUUAGUAGGUUUUGGAGGAAAUUUAAUUUUGUUUGGAGGGCUGACUGACAAAGGGCAUUCUAAUGAUUUAUUUGUAAUUUCAGUUAAUGACUGAAGAUGGAAUAAAGCUAACACUAUGGGGCAUGGACCAAGUCCAAGAGCUUUUCAUGGCGCCGCAAUUGUAGCACAAAAAAUCAUGGUCAUUUUUGGAGGCUUAGAAGCUAUUAAAACUGGGAGGUCUGAAAGAAUUAAUAUAUUGAAUGAUGUUUUUAUAUUGGAUUUACAAGAUAUGCACUGGUCAUCUCCUUUUAUAGGAGGGUUUUCUCCUUCAAAAAGGCAUAGCUUAGGUAUUGCUUGGGGUGCAAACAGACUUGGAAGAGAGCAGCUUUUGAUUGUGGGUGGAAUUGAGCAAUCGUUUGCAGGGAUGGAUAUUUUCUCACUUGAAGAAGCUGAGCUAGAUCCAGGCCAAGCUUGGCAUCUUGAAGAGCCACAAAGCACUAAAAAGAAAAUGUUUUCAAUGACUGAGUCUGCGAUUUUAUCAAAUCGUAAAAAAAUACACCAUUUAAAAUUUGUUAUCAGCUAAAAAAUAAAAAAUAAGUUUUUUCAUAUUUAUUUUUACAUUAAAAUUAACAGGCAAUUCAUACUAACUCCCCCCCCAUCCUUGAUCGAACGAUUGACUGUAAAAAUUCCUAAAAAUUGGGGAAAUUAAACCCCAUCCUUGAUCGAACGAUUUUCAUAUCAUGCAAAUUUUUAUAUAUAUAAAAAUAUAUUAUUUAUCAAAAGCUUGGGAAGAUGUACAUAAUGAAGUUGUUUUCAGAGGCUUUGAGACGACAGAAAGCUGCGGAAUCAACCAUCCGAAGUGAUUUAGUCAUUAACAUAUGCUUAAAAACUCAAUAAUCUAAUAAAAUACAGAUUCUUUAAAAUUUUUUUAAAAAAAAUUUCAUUUAAUAAGGAACAAAUUAAAAUUUAUACAGUUUAAAAGGGUAACUAAUAAAUCAAAAUAUUAAAAAUUAGUAUUUUAUGAAAUAAAAUAAAAAUUUUUUGCUGUAAAAAUAAUUAUUAAAUAUUCUUAACCCUCUUAUUUACAAGUAAAUAAAACAAAAUAUCUAUAUAUAUUUUUUAUUUUAUAUAUAAAUUUGUUUUCCCGAAAAAUUGUUUUUUAACCCCCAUCCUUGAUCGAACGAUGGCGAGUCGUUCGAUCAAGGAUGGUAGGGGGGAGUAAGAAGUAUAAGGGACUUAGAAGGUCAAGUUUAUAAUACAAGAUAUAGAGUCUCAAAUAUAGAAGACGAAAUUUUAAAACUGAAAUCAACAAAUGACGAAAUGAAAAAAGUGGACAAAAUGAAUGAAGACAAGCUACAAGAUACCAUAAAUAGACUAGAAGAGUCAAAAAGAGAAAAAAUUGAUGAAGGAUUUAUGCUAAGAAAAGAAACAGAAAAUAAAGAAAAAAGAUACAAAUUAUUUGUGGGGAGACUAGAAGUGCUAGAAGAUUUAAUUAAAAAGUCAGAAUCACUGCUGAUAUCAGUUGACAGCAUUUUUAAUGAAGUUAUUGCUGAUAAUGCAGGACCAAACUUUGUGUGCCUAAAUAAAGAGAAAAUGGGGGAAAUUGACGAUAGCCGUGCUCUUCAUCAAGAAAGCAUAAAACAACUAAAAAAUUUUAUUGAAAAACAAGGAAAUCGUAUUGAAGAAUUGAGUGUAAAAAUUGAGGAAAGCGAAAAAGAGUUAUUAAAGUUUGAAGGGGACACAAAUAUUUCGUUGGAAGAUUUAUAA